CAUGAUCUCCAUUAAUCACAACUGGGUCAAUGGCUGCAACUUGGGCCACAUGUGGCUCUUCCUGCAGCAGGAACUCCUUGCAGUGCAGCAGGAAGUCAUCGAGUGGAAGGAGAGCAUGCCCGACUGGCACCACCACUGCCAGGUCAUUAUGAGGUCCUGUAUUGGGAUCAAUUUUGAAGAAUUUUACCACUUCCUCGAGGUCAUUGCCAAAAGGAGGCUCAAUAGCCUAACCAAGGGAAUGGACCCUGGCGAGGCUGAGCACAGUGAGGACACUGGGGUGGGCCUCCAGCAGGCUGCUUUCAACAUCAGCCGCAUUGCUGAGGUUCUGGCUUCUGUGGUGACUCACCCCGACUUCCAGAGAGUGGACACCAGCGCAUUCUCACCACAGCCAGAGCAGCUUCUGCAGCAGCUGGAACAGGCUGUGGCCAGCACCGCAUCCCUGUAGUGACUGCCAUGGGGACUGGAGAUGGCGUUUGGGGGCAACAGUGUGGAUGGCGGCACAGGGCUCU
Molecule: messenger RNA, 509 nt
Organism: Sorex fumeus (smoky shrew)
Lineage: Eukaryota; Metazoa; Chordata; Mammalia; Eulipotyphla; Soricidae
Product: 2-oxoglutarate and iron-dependent oxygenase JMJD4-like
Exons: 2
Coding region: 2-445 (147 amino acids)
Source: RefSeq, a predicted model, not a curated record